Messenger RNA from Pocillopora meandrina, 7812 nucleotides. NCBI's taxonomy places the organism in Eukaryota, Metazoa, Cnidaria, Anthozoa, Scleractinia, Pocilloporidae. The record is from the annotation of a GenBank genome assembly.
CUUCUCAGUAAUAAAGAAGCAAGUCAGACAUCCCUGCAACUAGCAGCUGAUAUGCCACAUGCAGCUCAGGAACUAAAAGCAUCUAGUGAGGAGUUUCAUCUUUCUUUACCUCAAUAUGAAACACCUGAACUUGAACUGCAUAAAAAAGCUGUUCCUGGAUCAAGUAGUUCCCUGGAUGAGUUAUGUGGGAGGACAAAAAGUAAAGCAGACAAAGAGGAGCGGUUCUCAAAGAUUAGUAAAAAAUUAUUUGGUAAGAAAGAAAGAGAAGCACCCAAAAAGGAUGAUCAAGUUUCAAAAUCAGCUGAAAAUAUGCUUAAUGAGAAGAAGGAUGCAGUGGAAGAAACAGAUGUUGAUAUUGAAAUUUGUCCAAUUGACCAUAUGCCAGACAAUGAAGAACCAGAUAUCGAUAUUUAUCCCCUUGAUGAUGAUGGAAAACCUGAUACAGUCAAUGGGGCUGAAAAUCAUUUCGUAAAUGGUCUAAUCGAUCCACAUGCUUCUGGAGAUCUGGAAACUCAAAGUGAUGUUGAAGGAAAAAAAGUUGUGAAUUCUGCAGCAAAUCAAAGAACAGUUAAUGAUGAGGAUGCUGAAGUUGAAAAAUCAGCAGGAAAACAGCUCAUCUUGGAUGAUGUAUAUCAUCAGGUUUUAUCAGGAAACAUGAGUGUGACAGUUCCUAAUUCAGCCAAGAUAGUGAGAAUAUUCACCAGUUCCACUUUUACAGGUAAGCAGAAUACAUAAAGCAUUUAAUCACAGAAAGGGGAUAUCUGGGUUGAUAUAUUAGAAAUCUCCUGAAAGAAGUGAGUACUAUGGAGCCUGUGUCCUACCGACAUCACAUAUAUUUUGUUUCCUCCUAUCUCCUAAAAGGAACCUUUUGUUCACUCAGAUUGUUGAAAAACUUCCUUCCUUUAAAUGUUCUAAUAAACAAGUUAGUAUAAGGUGUAAGAGGUCUAUGUGUGGUGUACCCCUCAGCUUUCCGUACUUUAGGCUAAAGUAUGUGAUUUUCCUUUCCAUGUGUCAUAAUCAGCCCUGUGUCCUAUGUUAUUUCUAUAAGUUAACAACUUCCUUCAAUAGAAAUUGUAAAAAACAGCAAAAACUAGUUGACUAAAGAGAUGGGGGCCUGGAUGACCUGGAACAACCUCCUCUUCUUAGACCAAAACAAAGACCCACCAGGCUCUAGUGGUAAAACUCUUUGUUGGCUAGUUGUUUCCAGGGGUAGUUUCCCUUCCCUUUCAGGCACACUUACAUUUGAGGGGUAUAUUUAUGCUUCUGGUCUUUCCCUGAUUGUUGAAAGUUUUUAUCCCAACACAGAUGCAAGAGUUGAGCGCAAUGCACUGAUGAGCCAAGUUUAUCCAAAACUGAGAGACUUCUGUCAUGAGAAAGGUUAUGAGUUUCAGGUGGUAGACAUGCGCUGGGGUAUUCAUGAUCCAUGCACUGAUGACCACAUGUUCAGUGAGGUUUCGUUAGAGGAGCUCAAUCUCUGCCAGGAGCUUUCUACUGGUCCCAACUUUGUGGUGAGUAACCUGAAUAGAUACCACUCUUUUGUUGCUUUUUUCUCUCCUUUCAUCUCAUUUUUUUAAGGAAAACUAUGUUUUUUCAAAGGGAGGUGCAGGGGAUGUUUAUUUGUGAUUACCUUGAGAUUUUAUUGGGCCCUAUAAUAUUUUCCUUUCUUCUGAUUGGUUGCUCUGAUUUAUUUGGGGUGUUUUUGUGACACCCAUUCUAAAUGCUCUCUUAAUAGUUUGGAUGUAUAAAAACCUCAGCUGAGACAAAAUGGAUAUAUCCUCCUCUUUUAUUUCCUAUUCCAUCACAUUGGAGUAUUUUGCAAAGCAUUUUUUUUCCAAGAAGAACCAAGUUCAAUGUUGGCAACGGAAUUUGCUUAUUUCCAAAUGUCAGUUACCACGACAGAAGUUGCAGGUAGCCAUCUAAAUAGACCCAAAAGACAAAUUCAAUUAACCAGCUUCAUGCAGUCACGCUCUUAAUCGAAUAUGACACUAAAAUUUACUUUGGAGGACUGAAGUGUUAAGGGCGAAAAAACAUAUGUAUAGAACUUUUUCCGCCCGAUAAGUAAUUGUGAAGGUAUAGACCAUCCUAAACGUGAUUAUGAUCAUCUUUUACAGACAUUUUUGAGUCAUAAGUACGGUUAUCGUCCUUUUCCUCGUACCAUUUCUGCCUCUGAGUUUGACUCCUUGUUUGCUGCAAUUGAAGAUGAAGACGACAAGCGACUGUUACAAGUUUGGUUCAAGCUUGAUGACAACGCCAUCCCACCGGAGUAUGUCCUUCAACCAAUCAGCAGCCAGUUUCCAGACUUCCUCGAUCCUCCCACCGUUGAAGCCAGGCAACACGCUCUUAAGGAAUGGUGGGAUGUAUUCCUCAGCCUGCAGAAUGCCCUGCCGAAGGCAGCUACAAAGACGCUGCCUGAAGAUGCAGCACAUAAGUACUUACAGUCAGGUAACUGUUAUGUUCUAGAGAGGAACUAAGUUGACGUUUCUUUUACUUUGUCUGAGGCAACACAGGAACCUAAUCUACUUGCAAAUCACUAAUUUUCAUUUUUACUUUGCUGCAUUUCCUUUUUAUCCAUUUAACUUUUGAACUCACGAAGAGAGUAAAGGAAUUUCUGCAAACAUGGAACAAACCUGUACAAGGGGAAAGCUCACUUCCUUGCUAGUACAAGAAAAUGAAUGAUUUUUUACACGUUUCUAUUUUACUUUUAACAUUUCCUCGUUAUAAAUGUUUAAAGAUAUGAGGAUUAAUUUUAAUUGGUUGCCACCCCUAAUUUUCAAGUCGCUUAGAACAAUUUUCGUCUCAAUUUCUUUCCUCUUUCAAAAAAUAAAGAAAAAGAUUGCUAAUAAGUCCUAAAUUUUGUGUCAUCGUGAAGAAAACGGAGAGACCAUUUUUUUCUUUUUUGAGGUCGUCCAUACGUCCAUACUCUGACAGACCAUAAGUAACCACCAAUUACAGAGCGUAUAGCAUUCAUUUUGAUGAGCAAAUGUAAAUAAACCGAACGUUUUAAGAGGUAUAAUGAUUUGUUACUUUAUCUCUGUUCACAGACUCAGAAGAGGAGAUAAAGCAGGGCAUUAUAGAAAGGAAUUUGUCAAGCUUACAGGCAUUUUGGUUCAAACGCAACAUCACAGAUAUGAAAGAGAACCUCAACAAUCCUCGCGCAGCGAAGUAUGUCGACGUCGAAGAACUUCCACCGAAACUGCGUGGUAGAGGAGAAGUGAAAGGGUUGGACAAGUCCACAAAGGCUAUUCUAAAAUUACUGAAAGAAAAUCAAAUCCCCAAAGCAAUUGAUGAUAACAAUAUAGCUUCGUAUAACAUUAAGUGGGGAGAAAAAGGUGUUGAUCCUCACUCGAAUGAGGAACACGCCCAAUACAUUAAAAAACUGUGUCAAGACUACCAUGAAAAGAUGAAGAAAAGCAUUGAAGAAGCUGUCAAAAAGAAGAGAAAUACUAAAUGGGACGAUGGGGUGCUUGAAGAAGUUGCACAGCAUCAAAUAAACUGUAAAAAGCUUUCCUCCUCCUCCUCUUGUAUUCCUAGUAAAGUGCUUGAUGGCAUCAAGGACUACAUUACAGGACAAAUCAAUUCUCCCUUAGUUAUUCAUGGGAAGCAAGGUUCUGGUAAGACAUCUUUGAUUGCAAUGGCGGCUAAUUCGUGUCAGACGUGGAAUGGAGGUGAAGUGGCAACUGUGGUGCGUUUCCUUGGCACUACUCAUCAGUCCUGUAAAGUGCACUCACUUUUACGAAGCAUUUGCCAUCAACUUUGUUUGGUUUAUAAAGCUGAUUCCAAGAACGUUCCACAGGUUUGUUUGUAUAAUUUUCUGUAUAGUUCGUUUUCAUAAAAUCGGACUAUGGCAAAUUUCACUCUUUUAUGACUAAAACCUUAUAAAAACUAAACUGUAAGCAAAAAGAGUGGCCAAUUUGUGUUUAUAAGUUUGUUUGUAUGUCCUAAACUAUUUUGUGAUUGGUCAAUACACAACUAGCUAUUCAAAAUCAAAUUAAAAUGUCUUCGGUUUUCUUAGUCUUACAGUCAUGGUUUCAAUCCUUUACAGGACUAUCAAAAUUUAGUGAAAGAAUUCCAUGUCCUGCUUCAAAGAGCCUCCCAAUCUCAACCAUUGGUGUUGUUGUUGGAUUCACUGGAUCAACUUCAGAGUUACAGUAUCAAGCGAGAGUUGUCAUGGCUGCCAAAUAAGCUGCCUUCUCACGUAAAGAUUGUCCUCACGUGUUUGACCGGAGACCAGGCCUUUGCCUGCCUCAAGGUGGGUAGUUUAGCCUAUAUUGCACAUUGAGUUGGAGUCCUUGAGUUUCUCACGAGAUUUUAACUCGCCUUUCAAAUUGGUGAUAUGUACACCAUUAUUCUGGCAAUGGUAAGUAUCCACAUAAGCUGUAUUUUUUUUUGCAUUCCUUUUUUCCUGUCUUGUGUAGGUAUCAGGUUUUUGAUAGCUGUCUCUUUCUUUACGAGUUGGAUACUGAAAAUCACGUGAAUAACUUGACUGACAGAAACUAUUUCUUGGUCUUAUCUCCUUGAUUAUCUUUUCAGGGCAUUGUCGUUGAUGACAGCCAUUUCGUUGAGAUCCAAGAGAUGACUGAUAGCGAAAUGGUGGACAUCAUGAAAUUAUGUUUACAAAGCAACAACAGGAAGCUGACUGAAUCACAAGAAAGCUUCGUGCUAAAGCAAGUCUCUAACUGUCGAUCUCAGCUUUACCUAAAGCUCUCCCUGGAACAGGCUCUCACGUGGAAAUCAUAUACUGCUUUGGCAGAAGUAAGUCUCAGUGCUUCAGUGAGGGAGAUGAUCAUCUCCUUGUUCGAAUAUCUGGAGGUUAAACACGGAAAGGAGAUAUUCCAACAUACUGCUGCGUACAUAACCGCUUCUAGGAGAGGAAUAAGCGAAGCGGAAUUGGAAGAUAUCUUGUCUUGUGAUGAGGUCGUGUUGGAUAAACUAUUUUCAAGCUGGGCUCCACCAAUUCGACGUCUUCCUUUGUCACUUUGGCUACUCAUCAAAGCUGAUAUAGGCCGCUUCCUUGUUGCUCACGUUGAAAAUGGAGUCCGUUUGAUCACUUGGGCCCAUCAGGAGUUUCAUGACAUUUCCAUGGAGAAAUUCCUGUUCUCCGAUGAUAAGGACCUUCACCGCUUUCAUUCAGAGCUAGCAGAUUAUUUUAUCGGUCGAUGGACUCAAGGUGCGAAGAAAGGAGACGGGAAGGGGAACGUGAAAGAACGCUAUCUUCCUCGUCAGCCACUUCAGUUUGCCAAUGAUGUGUUCAACUACAGAAAGUUGAAGGAACUCCCUUUUCACUUGUUGAAAUCUGACGAUUUUGAGAGGCUCAAACAAAGCGCCCUCUGUAACUUUGAAUUUCUGUCAGUUAAACUGAAAGCUACCUCGGUUCAUGACGUUAUUGACGACUUUAUUGAGGCUCUGGCUGUCAGACCAGACGACCCAGAUUUAAAGCUUGUUUUUGAGACAUUGCAACUUUCCAUGGAAGCCUUGAACGUGUCUACAGACCAGUUGUCGUCACAGCUCAUUGGACGUUUAUCCUCUUCUCGUUCCCCAUCUCCGUUCAUUGCUCGACUUCUACGUCAAGCUCAUCACCCUUCCAAUCCAGCCCUAAUUCCCAACAUCCGUUGUCUUGCACGACCAGGUGGAAAACUGGUACACUCAUUUCCAGGUCUUCACGGAUCUCUCGUCCUCAGCCAGAAUGGCGACAAAGCCAUGAAUGGAUCUCAUGACCAGCUUAUCACCCUGUGGAACGUGAAGAGUGGCGAGGUAGAAAAAACUUUGGAUACAUCCAGACCUAUUGGCUAUGUGGACUUCUGCCUUGAUGAACAGUUUGCAAUUGCAUCUUGUCAAGGAUCACUGCAAUUUUGGAAUCUUAACAAAGCACAUAUGGUUUGGGAAAUCCCUAGCACGGAAACACCUGCUCCAAUUACAGUUGCUGGAAUCCGUGACACUUUGGUGGCGAUUCUAGAUAGGGUCAUCAAGUUUGUAAACCUGAGCGAUGGAACACUCACGAGGGAUUUUGUGGAUAAGAAGUUCCUUCAUGACAGAAUUGCUGGCCUUGGAAAUAGCGUUGCCUUCGCAAGCUCCACGGCGGCCUACACCAGAGUCUAUGAUCUCAAUACGAAGGAAAUUCGUCUGUCUAUCAAGGUGUCUGGGGAAGACUCGGAGGAUGUUGUGAACAACCUGAUUCUUACUUCAUUCUACGGGGGUCAACUCAUUGUGUCUUUCGAGAAGUCUAGUAGUGUGCGAGUGUUUGAGUUGAACACUGGAAAGUGUCUUCACGUUCUUGGACCAGAUAUUCUUUACCCUACUGUAACUAAGAAUGGGCGCUAUAUGUUGUGCACCAACAAUUUCAAUGACAUUGCAAUCUGGAACUUGGAAACAGGUAUCAAGGAGAAGCAGGUGCUGAAGCAUCCCCCAACGACUGCCAUUGUGAGAGUUUCCUGUGUUGAUUUGAGGACAGUCUUGACAGUGUCCGAUGACCUAAUGGCACGUGUAUGGGAUUUGGAAACCCAGGAAGGUUCUGAAGCCUGCUUUGAGGACAACAAAGAGACGAACAGCAUCCAGCAGUUAAUACCGAUUAAAAGCAGUGUUCAAAAGCAAGUAAUCACCAAGUCAAAGACUACCGGUCCCAUCUGUGUGUGGAAUUUGAGUUCAUGUCAGAUAAUUCGAACCUUGAAUAACACUAAUGCAGAUGAAAUUCUAGUUGUCGACGACACUCGCGCUGUCAUACGUUGUGGAACUAAACUUGCAAUAAUUGACCUUCAAGAAGGAAAACUGAUCAAACACAUGCGAUCUGACUUUGCCCCCAAAACGGAUAAAGUCCACCGACACGCAAGUUCCUUGUACAAGCGUCGAGAUUUAGCUCUGCGGUUAGCCGAGAGUCCAAGAGUGCCUGCUGUGUCAACGAGUUUGAAAUUCAGCGAUUGUGCUUUGGUUGGCACAACACACGUACUUAUCCUGUCCAAAGAUCGCUUGUAUCUCAAGUUGGCUUCCCUUGAAACUGGAGAACUUGUAGCGAAGCUUAAAAGUGGUCUAAACGCUAUCAUCGAAACAGUGAUGGUCAGCGGCAACGGCUUGGUUGCAGUGUGCUCAUGUGAGAAUGCUCCACUCAUAGUCUGGGACCUGAGAGACAAAGCCAAACGGUACACGUUACAAAUCAGUGGUCACUACCCAAGUUUGACAACUGCUGACAUAAGCUACAAUGGCCAUUACUUAGUUGACGUUAGCAAGUUAGACAAGACACGAAAAUCUGUGGUUACGUGGGACCUGGAGACGGGUAAGGUCAAACACGUCAUUGGCCAGGGGAUGAAUGUCUGGAAUGUGGCAGUGUCCUCCCUGAGCAUGCGUAUGCUAGUGGCUGGAAGACUUGGCACCAACGAGACCUUGCGGGUGUACGACUUGGUCACCGGUAAAUUUUACCACCAACUGAACGGCCACACGGAACCUGUCAAAGGUGUUUGCUUGUCUAAAGAUGGGAAACGAGCCUUGGCUUACGUUCCUCUUGGCGUUCGUGAUCGCACUGUUCGCAUAUGGGACCUUAUAUCCGGCACUCUUCUUGCCUGCUUCACUCCAGACCUUCCCGUUUCCAGCUGCAUCCUGACGGAUGAUGGAGAUCAGGUUGCCAUGGUAAUUAACAAAUCCCGUCCAAUCGUAUCACUGGCCUUGUCGCACGAGGUUGGGUCACGUGAGCUGUCUGUUGAUGUUUCAAAUCCUUACUUCAGCCACCCCACCCUGCAUGGAGCCGUGUUUGAUAUGAGUGACGAGCUCAAAUGGAAUGAUGAGGAUGAUGAUGGUGACAGUGACAAUGAAACAGAAGUUAAUGUU